GAAAACAUAAACCCUAGCCACUAUGGAAUGGAACCCUCAGACUGUCCAAUUUCUCUCAGAAUGCUUCCUCCACACUCUCUCUCCGGCGCCGGAACCUCGCCGCCGAGCCGAAUCCUCCCUCGCCGAGGCUGCCGACCGCCCAUACUUCGCCCUCACUGUUCUCCGCCUUGUCGCCGAGCCAUCAAUCGACGAGCAGAUACGCCUAGCCGCCUCCGUCAACUUCAAGAACCACCUCCGCCUCUGGUGGACGAGAUCAAAUGAUGAGGAGGAGAUCAAAUCCCGCAUCCUUGAACCCGAGAAGGAGCAGAUCAAAUCCCUAAUCGUCCCACUCAUGCUCUCCGCUACUCCCAAGAUCCAAUCGCAGCUCAGCGAAGCCCUAGCCGUUAUCGGAAACCACGAUUUCCCCAAAUCGUGGCCCACUUUGCUCCCCGAACUCGUCUCCAGUCUUCAGAAAGCGUCUCAGGUCUCCGAUUACGCCUCCAUUAACGGUAUUCUCGGCACUGCUGACUCUAUUUUCAAGAAAUUUCGAUUCCAGUACAAAAGCGAGAGUCUCUUUCUUGAUUUGAAGUACUGUCUAGACAAUUUCGCUGCUCCUUUGCUCGAAAUUUUCCUCAAAACCGCGUCGUUGAUCGACGCUUCAGCCGCAUCGGCCGCAAACCUGCGACCCCUAUUCGAGUCGCAGAAGCUUUGCUGUAGGAUAUUUUACUCGUUGAAUUUUCAAGAGCUCCCUGAGUUCUUCGAGGAUCAUAUGAAAGAGUGGAUGGGAGAGUUUCGGAAAUACCUUACCACUAGUUAUCCUGCUCUUGAGAGCAGUGGUCCUGAUGGUGUUGCGCUUGUCGAUGAGCUUAGGGCUGCGGUUUGUGAGAAUAUUAAUCUUUACAUUGAAAAGAAUGAGGAGGAGUUUCAGGGGUAUUUGAAUGAUUUUGCACUUGCUGUGUGGACUUUGCUGGGGAAUGUAUCCCAGUCAUCUAGCCGUGAUCAGCUUGCUAUCACCGCGAUUAAGUUUCUGACCACGGUUAGCACCAGUGUUCACCAUACUCUGUUUGCUAGCGAAGGGGUUAUACCACAAAUUUGUCAGUGCAUUGUGAUCCCGAAUGUUAGGUUGAGGGAAGAAGAUGAGGAACUGUUUGAAAUUAAUUAUAUUGAGUUUAUUAGGAGGGAUAUGGAAGGUAGUGAUCUUGAUACUAGGAGGAGGAUUGCUUGUGAGCUACUUAAGGGUAUAGCAACACAUUACGGAGAUGCUGUCAGAAGCAUUGUUUCUGCACAAGUGCAAAGUUUAUUAAGUUCGUUUGCUGCAAAUCCAGGGGCAAAUUGGAAGGACAAGGAUUGUGCUAUAUACUUGGUAGUCUCUCUUGCAACCAAGAAGGCUGGAGCCAAUUAUGUCUCUACGGAACUUGUUGAUGUUCAAAACUUUUUUGAAUCUGUCAUUGUCCCUGAGCUGCAAAGUUCAGAUGUUAAUGGGUAUCCUAUGCUCAAGGCAGGUGCGCUCAAAUUUUUUACCAUGUUCCGGACUCAAAUAUCGAAGCAUGUCGUAUUGAAGUUUUUCCCAGAUUUGGUUCGUUUCCUUGCUGCCGAAUCGAAUGUUGUUCAUUCUUAUGCUGCAAGUUGUAUUGAAAAACUCUUGUUGGUAAAGGAUGAGGGGGGUAGAGCUCGUUAUACUUCGGCAGAUAUCAAUCCAUUUUUUGCAAUGCUGAUGAACAGUCUUUUCAAUGCCUUGAAGCUCCCAGAGUCUGAAGAAAAUCAAUAUGUAAUGAAAUGUAUUAUGAGGGUUCUUGGGGUUGCAGAUAUAUCUGUUGAUGUUGCGCGAGUUGGCAUUGAGGGGUUGGGCUCCCUUCUUGCAGAAGUUUGCAAAAACCCAAAAAAUCCCAUCUUCAAUCACUAUCUCUUUGAGUCGGUGGCCAUUCUUGUGAGGCGGGCUUGUGAGAGGGACUUAUCUCUUGUGUCCGUCUUUGAAGCAAGCCUUUUUCCUAGGCUUGAAAUAAUAUUGACCAAUGAUGUAACUGAGUUUUUCCCAUACACAUUUCAGUUGCUUGCUCAGCUUGUUGAGUUGAACAGGCCACCCAUCCCACCAAUCUACAUGCAGAUAUUUGAGAUUCUUUUGUCGCCUGAUUCGUGGAAAAGAGCCCCAAAUGUUCCUGCCCUUGUGCGUCUACUCCAGGCCUUCCUUCAAAAGGCAUCGAAUGAGAUCAGCCAAGGGGAUAGACUGACCAAAGUGCUUGGCAUAUUUGACUCACUAAUACAAUCUUCAAGCUCAUCCGAACAAGGAUUUUACGUGCUUAACACUGUCAUUGAAAGUCUUGAGUACGAUGUUAUCAAACCUUAUAUUUCUCACAUUUGGGCUGCCCUUUUUAGAGAGCUACAGAGAAGGCGGACAGUAAAGCUCAUCAAGUCUCUCUUGAUAUUUAUGUCACUCUUUCUGAUUAAACACGGUUCUUCAAAUGUUGUUGAUACUAUGAACAGUGUUCAGUCUGGUAUAUUUGUUGUGAUUCUGAAUCAAUUUUGGAUUCCGAAUCUUAAACUAAUCACUGGAGCUAUAGAGCUCAAGUUGACUGCAGUUGCUUCAACCAGACUCAUCUGUGAGUCUGCAGUCCUUUUAGAUCCGGCUGUUUCUGUGUCCUGGGGUAAGAUGGUGGACAGCAUCGUCACACUACUUUCCCGGCCAGAAGAGGAUAGGGUUGUGGAGGAACCUGACAUGCCAGAUAUUACAGAAAAUGUGGGUUAUACUGCCACCUUUGUCCGUCUUUACAAUGCUGGAAAGAAAGAAGAAGAUCCACUUAAAGAUAUAAGAGAUCCCAAGGAAUUUUUUGUUGCUUCAUUGUCCCGACUUUCUGCACUUUCCCCUGGGAGGUAUCCUAAGGUCAUCAGUGAAAAUGUUGAUCCUGUGAAUCAAGCAGCAUUGCUUCAGCUUUGCAACACUUAUAAUCUCUCAAUAGUUUGAGCGAGAGUAAGAAGGUCUUGAGUUACUUUCUCCUUUUUUUAUUAUGCUUAUUGGGUUUUUGUCAAUGUCUUUUCCUUAAUUUACAAUUGAGAUAUGGGCCUAGUGGAUGAGGGGCGCCACUACCUUAAUUCAACACAAGAUAUUGUUUCCAAAUGUUAAAUAUUAUGGAUGCAUGGUUGAUCUUUUAAGUCGUCAAAGGUUUGCUUGAAGAAGCAUAGGAAUCUGAUGUUGCUACUUGGUACAUUGAAAAUACAAAUGGAUGGGGAACACACCUGGUUCAUGAGGUCCUGUCGGGUGAUAAGACACUCUCUCCCUCAUAUAAAUGAUAUCCAGCAUACGUUAGAUCUAAUGGUUGAAAAAUUAUGGAUUGAGGGCUUCUGGCCCAUGCCGUGUAGGGCCAACCUGUAUAGUCCUAACUCACUUGAAGUCAGCCCACAUAUGAUGUGGGCCUUUUGACCUGGGCUUAUAUGGAUUAAAAUUGGGUGGGUGGGCUUAUCCAUACGAAGAGUCCUA
Molecule: messenger RNA, 3451 nt
Organism: Gastrolobium bilobum
Lineage: Eukaryota; Viridiplantae; Streptophyta; Magnoliopsida; Fabales; Fabaceae
Product: exportin-2
Exons: 1
Coding region: 23-2938 (971 amino acids)
Biological process (GO): protein export from nucleus; protein import into nucleus
Cellular component (GO): cytosol; nuclear envelope
Molecular function (GO): small GTPase binding; nuclear export signal receptor activity
Source: RefSeq, a predicted model, not a curated record